CAUGGGAGUUGGGUAAAAUUGCCAACAACCAGAUUUACAGAAUCAGAAGUUGUUCAGGAAUCCUCCUUUCACAAGAAAAUCCAAAUAAAAAAAGGAGAGAGAAAUUAUGUUCUGAAAAUCCUAACCAAUAACUAGUUGUUGUUAUCUCCGCCCAUCUCUUUCUCUUCCAUACAUCCUCUGCUGCUCUUAUAUAUAAAAACAAAACUCACAGAGAUUAAUUUAGGGCUCUGGUUAUUUCUUCAGAUCUCAAUCAAAAGAGUUUUGCUGCAAGAGGGAAGUAUAGCAUAUGCUUGAAAAUGAGUGUGUAUGCUGUUGGAAUCCUUGUUCCUCUUGUGUGCUCUAUUUUACUCCGGAAUUCAAAAAGAGAUAAACGGAGAGGAUUACCAGUUGAUGUUGGAGGCGAAUCUGGAUAUGCAAUUCGAAAUCAUCGUUUCGAUUCCCCUGUUGAGUCAGCAUGGGAGGGAAUUCUAACACUUGCAGAUCUUUUUGAGCAUUCUUGUAAAUUGUACAGAGAUAGGAAUUUACUAGGAACCAGAAAGGUAAUUGCAAGAGAGACUGAAGUGGUUGGUGGAAGAUCUUUCGAGAAGCUUCAUCUGGGAAACUAUGAGUGGCUAAGCUACGGGGAAGCUUUUCAAGCUGCCUGCAAUUUUUCAUCUGGUUUAGCACAGCUCGGGCAUCAGAAGGAAGAGCGUGUAGCGAUUUUUGCUGAUACACAAGCGGAGUGGCUUAUUGCAUUACAGGGAUGCUUCAGGCGCAAUAUCACAGUUGUCACUAUAUAUUCUUCUCUGGGAGAGGAGGCACUAGCUCACUCACUAAAUGAGACAGAAGUUUCAACUGUCAUUUGUGGAAAGAAGGAAUUGAAAAAACUUGCAGACAUAAGUGGACAGCUGGACACUGUAAAGCGUGUGAUUUUCAUAGAUGAUGGGAUUCCAUCUGAUAUCUCAUCAGUGGAGAGCAGCACUAGCUGGUCAAUCACCUCAUUUGCUGAAGUGGAGAAAAUCGGUGGAGAGAAUCCUGUUGAAGCUGAUUUGCCAUUAGCAGCUGAUACUGCAGUUAUAAUGUAUACCAGUGGGAGUACUGGAUUGCCAAAGGGAGUAAUGAUGUCCCAUGGAAAUGUGUUAGCUACUCUUUCUGCUGUUAUGACAAUUGUUCCAGACCUGGGAAGCAAAGAUAUCUACUUGGCAUACCUUCCACUAGCUCAUAUUCUUGAAUUGGCAGCUGAGAAUUUAAUGGUUGGUGUUGGAUCUUCCAUUGGAUAUGGUUCACCUUUGACUCUUACCGAUACUUCAAACAAGAUAAAAAGGGGCACAAAGGGGGAUGCUUCUGUGUUAGGGGCAACUGUGAUGACUGCAGUGCCAGCCAUUCUUGAUCGUGUUCGAGAUGGUGUGAGGAAAAAGGUCGAUGCAAAGGGUGGAUUUUCCAAGACCCUAUUUGAUUUGGCAUAUAGGCGUAGAAUGUUAGCAGUGAAUGGAAGUUGGUUUGGAGCAUGGGGAAUCGAGAAGCUGCUUUGGGAUAUGCUUGUUUUCAGAAAGGUCCGGGCCAUUUUAGGUGGACGCAUUCGCUUCCUGCUCUCUGGAGGAGCUCCUCUUUCUGGUGAUACACAAAGAUUCAUUAAUAUAUGCAUCGGAUCUCCAAUUGGGCAAGGGUAUGGUCUCACUGAGACUUGUGCUGGUGGGACGUUUUCUGAGUUCGACGAUACAUCUGUUGGCCGUGUUGGUGCUCCACUUCCUUGUUCAUAUAUUAAGUUGAUUGACUGGCCUGAAGGUGGGUAUUUAACAAGUGAUUCACCAAUGGCUCGUGGGGAAAUAGUUAUUGGUGGUCCCAAUGUGACACAGGGAUACUUCAAAAAUGAACAGAAGACAAAUGAAGUUUAUAAGGUUGAUGAGAGAGGAAUGAGAUGGUUUUACACUGGAGACAUUGGGCGAUUUCACUCAGAUGGCUGCCUUGAGAUAAUUGAUCGCAAAAAGGACAUAGUAAAACUUCAGCAUGGAGAAUAUGUUUCCCUUGGAAAGGUGGAAGCUGCCCUUUCCGUGAGCCCGUAUGUAGACAAUAUUAUGAUGCAUGCCGAUCCAUUCCAUAGUUACUGUGUGGCUCUUGUUGUAGCUGCGCAACAUGCUAUAGAAGACUGGGCUGUAAAGAACAACAUCGAUUUUACUGGUUUCUCAGAUUUAUGUCAGAAAGAACAAACCGUGAAGGAAGUGCAUGGAUCACUUGUGCAGGCGGCAAAGAAGGGUCGUUUAGAGAAGUUUGAGAUACCAGCAAAAAUUAAAUUGCUGCCCGAGGCAUGGACUCCUGAAUCUGGUUUGGUCACUGCAGCUCUAAAACUCAAGAGAGAAGUCAUCAAAAAGGAAUUCUCUGAGGAUCUCUCCAGCUUUUAUGCAUCUGUGUCUUGAUUAAACACUUACUAAUGUGAUAAUUAUAGUAAAAAUAAUACUUAAUUAGGCACCCUCACCAAGGAGGGAAGUUUCCGGUCUUUCAGGUAAAAGUUAGGAAAGGAUCUGUUUCUUUUUCUUCUGUCCUUCUGAAAAUACUUACUUUCCCAAUUUUCCCAAUAUUCCGUCUCAAUCACUUAAAUUUCUCUGCUUUUUUACUUGUUGUUUUUCGGUAUGAAAGUUGGUUCUCUGGUUUGAGUAUUCGGCACGAAAAUUGUUCCUUCGAUC
Papaver somniferum (opium poppy) is the source of this 2660-nucleotide messenger RNA. Its product is annotated as long chain acyl-CoA synthetase 9, chloroplastic-like. Gene Ontology annotation, molecular function: long-chain fatty acid-CoA ligase activity. The coding region runs from base 297 to 2393 and encodes 698 amino acids. The record is from RefSeq and is a predicted model, not a curated record. Gene Ontology annotation, cellular component: endoplasmic reticulum; membrane. Lineage: Eukaryota; Viridiplantae; Streptophyta; Magnoliopsida; Ranunculales; Papaveraceae. The transcript is spliced from 12 exons.